Messenger RNA from Lepus europaeus (European hare), 4037 nucleotides. Its product is annotated as neuroblastoma breakpoint family member 6-like. Bases 687 to 1703 code for a protein of 338 amino acids. The transcript has 19 exons. Lineage: Eukaryota; Metazoa; Chordata; Mammalia; Lagomorpha; Leporidae. The record is from RefSeq and is a predicted model, not a curated record.
CAAGAUGGAGCAAGCCUGGCCUGAAGCCACUGGACGAGAGCAAGUGAUCUCUUUCUGUUGAUGAAAGCUCAAAAACUGUGUUGACUCUGCCUAGCAGAAAGCUGGGUCCACAGAGGUCCAGAAGGAAUCUCUACUCUCCCUGGCUCCAGGAGAUAAAAAGAAGAACGUGGGUCUCCACACAGAAAUGACCUCCAUGAGGUCUGACACUCUCCAGCACUGCAGCAGAGGAGAGAGCCUGAGGGGGAAUCCCAGAGCGGCAGAAAUAGCAGUGCUUUAUCUGAAGUCCACAAAACCCAACAAUGCAUUCUUGGAAGACAAGAGCCAUGCUCGGGACAGGGAAGCUGAAGUCAAAGCUCAUGGGGCGGCCCUCCCUCCAUCAGGUGCUGUGGUGCCGAGACAACUUCUUAGUCUCUAUGGACCUCAGGUUCCUCAUCAGUGAGAUCCGGAGCUGAGUCCACAGCCUGAGAAGCCAGAACUGAAGGUGCAGAUGAAGGACGAUGAGAAGCUCUCUGGGACAUGAGAAUGACCCAGAGAAUGACAAGAUGUAUGAUUAUACUUAAAUAUAUAUAUUUAUAUGAUGGAAUGCUGUUCAACUCAAAGAUAAAGGAACUCCUGUCAUUUGUGAGAAACUGGAUGAAAUUGGAGGACAUUAUGUCCCUGUUGUCCUGCUGUGACACACCAUCAGCAUGGCAGGAUCCCACAGCCCUGCAUCAGAUCCCGUGGCAGAACUGAACGACCUCGAAUGCCAGCAGUUGCGAUCCCAGCUGGCAGAGAGCCAACAGGACUACUGGGAGCUCAAGGAGAAGUUUCUCAUAGCUGAGGCUACAAACUUUGCCCUGGCCAAGGAGCUGAAAAAAUACAAUUGUGAGAAGUUUAAAAACAUCAUUGAGUCCAUACUGACCAAGAAGCUCCACUUUGAGGAGCCGCUGGCAGAGAAGCCCACGGUCCCAGAGCUGCUCAGGCAUUGCCGUGGCAUCCUUGAAGAUCAGGACCAAGAACUUUCCCAGUUGCGUCCCAAGGUCCAAAGGGGGAGAAAUCUAGCCCACAUCCUGCAGCAAUACCUGAAGGACGUGCGCACCCUGCAUGACCCUGAGACCUGCAAGGGGCAGGACUUCCGACGACUACUCACCGAAGCUGUCCGGCUGUCAGCAUGCCUUGAGGACCUGCUUGGAGCAGAAAAUAUUGAAGAGGAUGAAACACCAGCACAAGGACUUGUUGCUGACAGGGAGCUCUUGGAAGUGGAUGAAAUGGAAACCGCACAAAGUUCACAGCAGGAAACAUCUACCACUGGUGCUGUUGACCACCUGCCGAGUGGCUCCUGCCUGACUGGCCUGACUGAGAGCACUGAGCAAUGGACUCGUGAUGCUGAGGACACCCACAGUGUGCUAGGUGUAGACGGGGAACACGCCUGUGCGCACCAGAAAGAAGAACCUGUCACCGUUCUCCCAGAAAAUCAAUAUGACGAAGUGGAGGUACAAAUGCAAGAUAUCACAUACACCUCCAGCAGGGAGCUCCCAGAGCAGCAAGAGCGGGAAGACCCAGACGACGCGCUGGACGAGUGCUACCUCACUCCCUCGAUUUUUCCGGUCGUUUCUGAGCCUGACCAUUCCACGUGGAGCAGCUGGUGCUCCCUGGAGCAUCAGGACGUGCUCUCUGUUCCAGAUGCAGACCAUGAGUCCCCCACUGUGAGAAAAGGAAAAUGACAAUGAUGACGUGGAAGUGGAAACACAAGCCCUGUCACACUCCAGUCACAUCAGGGAGAUUCCAGAGAUUGAAGAUCAAGAUGUCUCACAAGACUCUCACGAAAAUCAAUAUAAUGAAGUGACGAUGCAAGAGCAAGAUGGCACAUACACUUCCAGUCUCAUCAGGGAGAUUCCAGAGAUUGAAGAUCAAGAUGUCUCACAAGACUCUCCCGAACUGAGUUUAGUUGCUGCUCCUGAGAGGAAGACCCAUUCCCAGCUGGAGGGAGGUCCUCACAAAGAUCUCAUCACCAGCACCUGUGAGAAUCAUAGCAUCAGCCCCAGCGAUGUCCCGAGUUCCCCAAAAGGAGAUGUUAUCAAAGGAAAAUGGAAGCCCAGGAAAUGGGAACUGGCCUGCAGGUUCCCUGGCCUGGAGAUGAAGGCCAAACCACAGCCCACGGAAAGGAAAAUCGCAUGCCAAUUCCCUGGCCUGGAGAUAAAGGGCAAACCACAGACCAACAUGUGGGCACUGGCAUUCAGAUUCCUGGGCCUCCCUGCCUAGGAUCCAGAGAUCCCAAGUACAGUUGGAAGUAUAGAACAGUAUUGCUGAUUGUAACAUCCCCACCUCCUCAAAACAUCUAACACAGGAGCUCCGCUUCAACAGCAACCAGAACACCAAGAACGCAAUUUCAACCCCAUGAACUGCCCUCGGCUAUUUGUAUCCACCAGGCUGCUUCCCUGAGAGCUGGCACCGUCUUCCACCUCCAAUCCGAGCAAACACCUAAGGAGACCCAGGCCUGACUCCACAGCUGCUCCCGAGAGAACACCACCUGGCUCCUCUCCAACUGCCUCCUGUAGAGAUCUGGGGUCAGGAGGAGCUGGAAGCAAACAGCAUAGGACCCUGGGCACACACUGCCUUUGGAUGGGGCGAGCUCGGUGUGGGCAGUGUCAGAGACACAGCGCCCUGCGCACAAGGCUGCGUGUGAGCAGAGGAGAGGAUCGGACUCUGCAGGACGUGGACCCUGGCCCAGACAGCUGGCCCUCUCCUUCACACAGCCAGCGUUCCGCAUAGAGGACAGCAGCAGGAGGAGACUUUGGGGCUCAAAAGGACAGGCAGGGUCUCUUUCCUCCUUUUGAACCCCAACCAUCUCCCCCUUCUGCUGUCUUCCAUGAUGGGAACGCUGACUGUGUGAAGGUGGCAGGCCAGGUGUCUGGCUCGGGGUCUGCAUCCUGAAGAUCUCUGAUGCUUUCCUCAAUUUUGCACUCAGCCUCACUCUUUGGCCAAGCACCCGAUGCAGGGAGUGCUGUGUGCUCCCUCCCACAUCCCCGCAGGAGGCAGAGAACCUCUUGUGUGCCCAUCAGGUCCCCUGGCCCUGGCAUCGGUCAGUGGUGAAAGCUGUCUGUUGAUCUGUACAUCCUAAAGAUGUGCUCCUUCCUCUGUAUUCCUAACAACUGUGGAGAGGGUGACCCCUCAGAGCCUGAGCAAAAAGGGAGUGAGCAGCGGCCCUGGCGGAGGUCUGGUCAUCAACCCAGGAGGUGGCCGUGGAUGGGCGUGAUAACAGCAAGUUCAUGGUGAUGAAUGCAGCAGUGUGGCCGGGAGGGGCCCAGGUGGGCGAGGUGGGCUGAGCCUGCGUCAAGGAACCGGACACCUCUCUGAGCACUCCUCUCUCCACACCCAGAGUCAGGCAGCCCAGAUGCCGGCAGGACCUCAGCCGCUGUUCCUACCAACUCCAGUAGUGUUGCAGGAGAACUGGGGGCUCCUGAUGCAGGACGUGGGCCAAGGCAUCCAGAGCCCCAGCAAACAGCAAGGCCGUGUUCCUGCCGGGCCUGAGGCAGCUGCAGGACUUGAGGGGCCAUAUGCCUGCCCCCUGUCAUGGAAAACCAAGUCCUCGCAGAUUCUGGACACCCGCUGCUUAGUAGGUGCUCCUGGGCAAAGAACAAACCGAGCCAAUGGCACCGCUGCCCUGUGGUGGACCUGUUUCUCACAGCUACCAUUCUUACUUCCACUGUCUGUCAUGCCUGUGAUCAAGACAAUUGUUUUCCUUUCAUGAAAAUUGGGAUCCUAGGGAGGGAAUUGUGUUUCCACCUGAGUGUGGCCUCCUCUCAGUGUAACAGCUGCCUUAGACAUCGUGUCAGCACAUCUUGGGCACCCUAAAAUCUACAACUUCUCAUGAAGACAUCGCUGUCCAGGCCCAUAAGUGUCUCCAGUGUCCUGGAGUGUAACUGGAAUCUCAAAAGUUUUGAUUCAGAUCCAAAUAUGUAUUCCCUGUUUUAGUUAAGUGUUUUUAAAAAGAAAAACUCCAAAAACAAUUAAAAAUUAAAAAAAAAAAAAACCAAAAAAUUUAAAGUAAAAAUAGA